Racocetra persica is the source of this 318-nucleotide messenger RNA. NCBI's taxonomy places the organism in Eukaryota, Fungi, Glomeromycota, Glomeromycetes, Diversisporales, Gigasporaceae. The record is from the annotation of a GenBank genome assembly.
AUGUUAAAAAUUAUUACUCGUCCGAUGAAAUUUUCUAUGAUAUCUCGUAAAUCAAUUUUACCAAUGGUCCAACAUAAUCUAAAGUCAUCCUCUAACACUGUCGCAUCAUCCACUGAAACGAGUGCGAAUAAAUUAACUGUUUGGAAUGUUUAUGGAACUCCUUUAACUAACAUUUUUCUUUGGGGUUCGAUAACCUAUAUGGGUUUACAAGUUUUGUGGUGGAAAUUGGAAUUUGCUGAACUUAUUGAAGAAACGGAUAAUAAGAUUGCAAGUUUAGAGAAAGAAAUAGAGAUAUUAAAAAAAAGUAAAAGUUAUUAG